This is a messenger RNA of Wasmannia auropunctata (little fire ant), 4544 nucleotides long. RefSeq names its product facilitated trehalose transporter Tret1-like. Gene Ontology annotation, biological process: transmembrane transport. The transcript is spliced from 5 exons. NCBI's taxonomy places the organism in Eukaryota, Metazoa, Arthropoda, Insecta, Hymenoptera, Formicidae. Gene Ontology annotation, molecular function: transmembrane transporter activity. Gene Ontology annotation, cellular component: membrane. The record is from RefSeq and is a predicted model, not a curated record. The coding region runs from base 2751 to 4115 and encodes 454 amino acids.
UUAUUUAUAAUACCGCAAAUAACAAUUAGCAAAAAUGAAACUGUUUCUAAACGUACCAUUAAUAAUUAAAUUAGAAUUAGAAUUCACGAUAGCUAUUUAUUAAUUAUACAGAUCUGUGAGAUUUGAUCCAUUGAGAUAUAUAAGAAUGAUUUCCGACGUUUUUUCGCGCUGAUUCCGAAUCUGGCCACAGAAUUUGUUUAGCGUCAGGAUUUUGAAUUUGUUAAUAUAAUUUAUUCUUGCAAUUAUAAAUAUUUGACUAUUUCUAAAAAUAUAUAUAUGUGCAUUUCCGUAGAUUUUUUCGUGAGAAAUCGGAAUCUGUUUGCCAAAUAACGGAUAUCAACACGUUUUAAAAUUAUUAAUCUGAAAACAUUAAAAAACAAUCUUUUUUGCACUUUUAAGCUAGAAUAUCUCGAAAUCCUGACGUAUUAAGCAAAUUCUGUGGCUAGAUUCGGAUUCAACGCUAAAUAUUACGUCAGAAACCACUUCUCUCAAUGGACUUUCCAAAGUCUUAUUUUCGCAGGCCUGUGUUAUUUAUAUAUUCGCAUCUAAAUAUUAAAUUUCAUAGAAAUGUAGAAGAUACUUAAAUAUUCAUUAGCUAAAUGGCAUACUAAUCUACAUUAUUGUGACAUCAACUGUUCCUUGAAGUAGUCGGAUCUUGAUUUUUGUGGUAAAAAGUGUGUCUAUCAAUAGCACAACAUUGCUUUUUAAUAUAUACAGACACGUCACGUGUAAUUGACAUCAUCUGGUUGAAAUGCGUAAGAGUUUUAAUAUGCAGAGUCUAUGCGGAUUACGACACAGGGAGACAAAUUAUCAAGUCGAGAUGAACACGUAAGAAUGUGACGUGCUUGGAAAAAACCGCGCAUUGCCUUCAGUAUUCUCGACUUCUCGUAUGCGAUAAGGAUCACACAGUAUAACGACAAUGACGCCCUUAAAUCAAUCUGACACGCGAUGCUGCUCGCCGCGUGGAACAUCACCGAUGCAAUUUCGAAGUUAAGACACGUCAGAUGUUUCCUCGAUUGCGCCGUUGCGCCAGUAAAAUGGAUCGCCGUCGGUCAGGUCGACCGUUCGCAUUCAAGUAGAACCGAUUGCGCGAAUGAUCGAGAGAAAGUUCGGCGAAUUACGUUCCAUUAGAUUUUCCUUUCGCGGUAUAAAUAUUAAAUCAGACUUGUAAGUCUUAACGCCUUUGAAACGUUAUUAACCGUUGGUAUUUGCGUCAGAAGUAUAAUGCUGACUGAUUUUGAAAUAUCUUUUACGGUUAUUUCUGGAAUUUUUAGAAGCAGGAAACUUAUAUACUUGGUGAUAUGUAUUAGAAACGCUUGGCACUUCAAUGUUAUCCACAUUAAAUAUGAAAAAUGAAAUUAAGCCGCGGCUUGCCACGACGUUGCUCAAGGAUGGAAAUGACUUUUUCCCGAGCAAGGCUCACGUUUUUAUUUCCCGAGGUUAAAAUUCAAUGUGAAUAAUUUUUUUACCUUCGAGAAAUAAUUUCGUAAUUCCAUUCACGUCUGUCCUUCUUAACAUUUCCUAGAUUUAAACAGCGAAAAUCAUCGAGUAACAUAAUGACAGGAAUAAAACUAUGCAAUUUGCAUUCCUCGCUUGGUAUUCGCUCAGAUAAGGCAUUGAAUAAACAUGAUAUAGACAUAGAAUAAACGUUUAUAGAUUGCGUUCUCGCUUUCAAUUAGCAAAUGUUUGCACGUGGAAGCGGAAACAUACGUGUUACUGCGUUUAUCCUGAAGUUAAACCUAGCACCUAGUCAAUAACAACGAAUUAAUAGCUAGCAUAUCAGUUUUCCCAGGCGUACCUGUCAUUUGACACGCACACCGUCACGCCCGCCUGCCGAAGUAGUGGGAAAAAAAUCGCGACCCGUCAAACGGAGCAAUUUUCAAAAUACGUGAUACGUGAUAUCCACAGUUCCGCACGCCUGGCACUAAAAGGCGGUUAACUGGUAGAACAGAAGAACUGAUAUGAAAAACUACGCGGAAAAAGCCUUGCGCGCGCGAGAAAUAGCGCGGGAAAGUAAUUAGCGGUUACAGGCCGCGUUGUCGUUCCUCGUCCGGGACGGGAGGGGAUUCGAUUAAAAUCGCAGUGACGUGCCUGCGUAUCAGAGUCAGGCUCAGUUUCCUUUCCGGCGUCUUUCAGAAUGACAACGGCGUCGUUGUCGCCAACGCGCGUCGAGAUCUCGGCAUCUCAUUCUCGACUAUCGUGGUAGUGACAGGUGCUUUAUCAAGGUGAACUCUCGAUAUAAUUAUUUCUGCGAGUACACUUUCGCGGCGAGCUUCGUGUAUUUGAAGGCAAUUAGACGAUAAAUCCAAAAUUAAAUCAACCAUGAAAUAUAUCACUUAGAGGAUCACAAUUAUAAAAAAGCUUUCCAAAAACUUCUGUCAUCAGUGUCAUUGUGAAAUAGUUGGACAUAGACGCAAGUUAGGAGUAGUAUUAAAAAGGAAAGAAAAAUUUCUCUGUGACACGGAAAUUUAUUUUAACUUCAGAAUUCCAUCUUUGAAAGACGAUGCAGCGAUUUAAUAAUGUAUGUAUUAUUCAUAUGCAUAUACGUGUUCGCAGUGCGUUAAUUCGAAUGCGGCUAUUAAAAUAGAAAUUAUCAUAAGUACUAACCGCCAGACAAUCAGACUUAAGAAAAUCUGCAGAACUAGAUUAAUGUAAGAGAAUUAGCAUUAAAGAUUCAAACACGGAAAUAAACAACACAGAACAAAUCCAAUAAAAACGAUAAUUAAGCAAGAGGGACAUCGUUCGGCACAAUGGACCGCGGCAUAUUGCGGCAAACGUUAAUUGGAUUCGUAUGCAGUAUUUUGAUCAUUGAUUGCGGCCUCCAUGAGGGAUGGAGCACGCCGACCAUACCGAAGUUCAACGACGAGGAUCCUUUAAAGGUGACAAGCGACGAGAUCGCUUGGAUCGUUAACCUCAUGUAUGUCGGAGUUGGCAUCGGCUCGUUGGUACCUUUCAUACUAAUGGACAACAUCGGACGUAAGGGUACCUUGCUAGUCACUACAAUACCGAAGAUCAUGUCAUGGAUCUUCAUCGGGCUGUCCACAUCUGUACCAAUCAUAUACGUUGGACGGAUACUCGCGGGUAUCGGAUGUGGUAUAACGUACGCUGUAAUGCCGAUGUAUCUCGGCGAGAUCAGCAGCAAGCGGACCAGGGGUCCCUUAGGUACUUUAAUGGCUGUUCUACUCAACAUCGGGAUGCUGCUCAUCUACGCGAUCGGCCUGUGGAUCACUCGAUUCGAGAUGGCGAUGAUAAGCGUGUGUGCGCCAGUGCUAUUUCUACUGACCUUCAUAUGGCUACCCGAGAGCUCAGUGUUCCUUACGCGGAAGAAUAGACUGGAACCCGCGGAAAGGACCCUUAAGUGGGCCUUGGGUAAGGAGAACGUGGACGAGGAACUCGAGGAGAUCAAAAGAAUCGUGGAGACCGAGGACAAGUGCAGCAAGUUGACUCUCGGGGAGAUGUUUAAGGAGACCGUCACUAAGGCGCAUAACAGGAGAGCCUUUCGAAUCGCUCUGAUACUAUUGAGCGGGCUAACAAUGACGGGCGCAGCGCCGAUACUCGCGUAUCAGUCGUACAUAUACAAAGAGGCCGGUUUCGAGAUCUCGACGAACACCAGCAUCAUCCUGACGGGCGUCGCCAUCGUCCUGGCCGGCGGCACGUGCGUGUCGAUUGUGCGUUUCACGGGCAAGAGAUUGCUGCUGCUAAUUGCCGCACCGAUUUGCGUGGUAUCGCUGGCGACGAUAGCCAUUUUCUUCGAGCUGCAGUCCGACGGCUACGACGUCUCCCGAUUCAAGUGGGUGCCCACGGUCUUCGUCGUGAUUUACGUGCUCGGCUUCGGAUUCGGCCUUAAUCCGAUACCGCUGGCAUAUAUCGGCGAGAUCUUCGGCGUCGAGGUCAAAGUACCCGCCGCGGUGCUCAAUGCUCUCUACUACGCUAUAAGCACCACCGCCAUUGUGAAGUUUUAUCAGGUCAUGCAAGAGUUAUACGGCACGUUCGCACCAUUAUGGACGUUCACCGCGAUAACAUUUCUUGUAUGGGUAUUAACUUACCUAUUUGUGCCCGAGACGGAAGGCAAAAGCUUGGAACAGAUACAAUUGGAAUUGCGGGAUAAAGAGUGACGUAUGUCGACAAGCUAUACAAUAAAAAAUGUAAACAGGCGUGGCAUUAUACAAUCCAAAGAUCGUUAAAUCCACAUUUAAAACGCAUAUCUGAAACGAAAAACUUGAUUUAAUUCUAUCAAUAUUAACAUUGAGGGUCAAUUAUGAAAAGAUACUGUUCCUGUUAAAUUAUGUGAUACUUCGGUUUACAUUCUUAUGAUACGUACUAUCAUAAUAAUUAAUCUACACUUUUAGUCAGAUGGAUAAUUAGUCAGCGUUAAGAUAUAGUACACAUAUUAAUAUAGAAAAAUCUUAAUAUCGAAAACAAAUAGCAAAUUCUAUUUGCAAAUUCAAUAUUUUGAAAAUAAAAUUUAUAGAAGUAGUAAACUGCAAAAAGUAAUUCAAAAUGAGAAAGAAAAUUUUAACUUCACUUAAGAUUUUUAUCGAUAU